UACACGACAGUCACCUCUCACCUUUGCCUUCCUCCAUGGUGCCUGUGCUCCUCAGUGUCUGGCUGAAUCUUUGACGAACGUUAUUUGAUUGAUUCUGACAAAUUUCUGCAAGCCAGUAGAACACAAUGCCGAAGAAUAAGGGAAAGGGAGGUAAAAAUCGCAGGAGAGGAAAGAAUGAGAACGAAACUGAGAAGCGAGAGUUGGUUUUCAAAGAAGAUGGUCAAGAAUAUGCUCAGGUCACAAAAAUGCUGGGCAACGGUAGGCUUGAGGCAAUGUGCUUUGACGGAGUCAAACGACUGUGUCACAUACGAGGAAAACUUCGUAAGAAAGUAUGGAUCAAUCAGGGGGACAUUAUUCUGAUAGGUCUUCGUGACUACCAAGAUGCCAAGGCCGACGUUAUUCUCAAGUACACGUCCGACGAAGCGAGAAAUUUGAAGACAUACGGAGAGUUCCCAGAAACUGUUCGUAUCAACGACACAGUUACAUUCGUGGAAGAUGGCUUUGACGAGGAUAUUGAGUUCGGUGAUGAAAUCAGCGACGAUGAUGAGGAUGAUGUCGAUAAUAUCUGAUGAGCUACUCCGCCAUAGUCAGAGCAAUAAUAGAAUAAGAAUUGGUAUCCUCACACCGGCAAAUUAAAAUCAGCGCCGAUAAAAAAACAUUCAAUUAAUAAAUAAUUAAUUCGAAAUAAACCGAUAAAAUUCUGACGAUACGCGACAAAUUUUAAACUCGAUUAACCGAGUGUAAAAGUAAUUGUAUCUAUAAAUAAACUAUCAUGAUCUUUUUUUUCAAUUUGUUUUGUUCUACUCGCAUAUUCGAUUGAACAAUUUUCGGUAGGAUAAUUCAGAGAUAUUAGGAAAUUGCUAUCAAUUUUUUUCAUUAAUCGUGCAGUACGACAUAACUCGACAAGUUACGUCAUAACGAUGAAAAAAAAUACAAAGCUAGUGAUUGAUUCACUGAAUGCAUUAGAAUUGUUGUUGAAAAUCCAAUUCAAUGCAUGUAAAAAACGAAACCAUCAAAUCGUCUUACCACUCAUUUUAGCAUAAUUACUUAAGAAUUAAUACUUUCGUGUUUGGAAAUUUAUAAUUACCUAAAGUAGUGCGGAAUAAACUGGAAAGAUGAAAAACAAAAAUAAUCAUGAUAAACUCACAUUUUUACCAUUCAAAGUCAUCAUCAACAGUAAAAAAUAAUUCCAGAAAGAAUUCAAUCCACGGAUCACUGGAAUUGGGAUAGCUCAAUAGUGAAUGUUUUUUAAAUUAAAAAAAAAGAUGAUUUUACUUGAAAAAUUUCAGCUUUGUUAUUUCAGUUUAGAUAGUCCAAUAUUGAAUUGUAUGAUAAUUUUUUAAGGGCUAAUAAAACCAUAGCUACAGCCUUCUGGAAAGAA
This is a messenger RNA of Diachasma alloeum, 1381 nucleotides long. It is a transcript of the gene eIF1A, whose product is annotated as eukaryotic translation initiation factor 1A, X-chromosomal. The transcript is spliced from 5 exons. The record is from RefSeq and is a predicted model, not a curated record. Gene Ontology annotation, molecular function: translation initiation factor activity; RNA binding. Gene Ontology annotation, cellular component: cytoplasm. Gene Ontology annotation, biological process: translational initiation. NCBI's taxonomy places the organism in Eukaryota, Metazoa, Arthropoda, Insecta, Hymenoptera, Braconidae. Bases 126 to 569 code for a protein of 147 amino acids.